Molecule: messenger RNA, 1647 nt
Organism: Cyprinus carpio (common carp)
Lineage: Eukaryota; Metazoa; Chordata; Actinopteri; Cypriniformes; Cyprinidae
Product: transmembrane protein 106C-like
Source: RefSeq, a predicted model, not a curated record
UAGCUUUUCUAUUUUGGACGCAAUACCCUUGUUUUGUUAGUUAAAUAAGCAGCCGAUGCUUAUUUUCCGAGAAUGACACGCCUGAGCGACAGAAGGCAGUAGAGAGUCGAUGUGUUGCUCACUGCCUUCAGAGCAGCGCCAGAGAGUGAGACACAAACACAAACACGUGACAUUCAGCGGAACCAGACGCAGCAGCAGCGGCAGCGCUGAAAUCUGUCCGGAUCUACAGAUCAAAGGUAACCGAUGCUCUUUCAGCCUCACGAGCUUGACCGCAAACUCACACGUAAUUCGCUGGUAUCAGGCUGGAGUUGGUCUGUGCUUCUCAUGGGUGCAUCUGUGUGCCGCUCGCUCCUGUCCCGUCACAGCAGGCCUCUGAUGGGGGGGGAUGACUCUCUAGACGGUCCGGACAUACAGGAGGACAUCGCCCAGUUCCCGUACGUGGAGUUCACAGGCCGAGACAGCAUCACCUGUCCUACCUGCCAGGGGUCCGGACGCAUCCCGUCAGGGCAGAUGAAUGAGUUAGUUGCUCUGAUCCCCUACAGCGAUCAAAGGUUACGGCCACGGAGAACGAAGUUGUAUGUGGUGCUGUCAGUGAUCUUGUGUCUGCUGGCAUCUUUUUUGGUGGCUUUCUUCCUGUUUCCUCGUCCUGUGCUGGUCAUUGAUGAUGGCAUUCGCUCUGUGACUGUGCACUUUGACCGCAACAACAGCAAAGUGCUCAUCAACAUGACGAGCUCAUUGAACUUCAGCAACUCUAAUUUCUUCACGGUGUGGGUGGACAGCGUGAGCUGCCAGGUGCUCUACAUGAAGAAUGGAUCUCAACAGCUGGACAACAUCAUCCACAUUCAGCCUCUCAGCCAGAGACAGGUCAACUUCACUGUCAGCAUGGUGAUUGGAGGAAGUCUCUCUUACGUUUAUGCCUUUUGCACCAUGGCAAGCAUCAAGGUCCACAACAUUGUGGUGUUCAUGCAGACCUCUGUGAAAACCUCCUACCUGGUGCGGGCGGCACAGAACACGCUGGAAGCUUACCGCUACAUCGACUGUGGCACCAGCUCCACCAUCCACCAGCCCUCAGGACUGGUGUGGUCUAAACCUCAGAGUGGGAAGCUGCUCAGGUGAAGCAUCAGCCGGCAGACGCUCAUCAUCAGACGUCUGAGUCUCAGCGGCAGCUGGGUUUCAUCAGUUUGGUGCUACACUGAAACUGAAGCCACUGAACAGAGCAGCUAUGGUGUAAGAUAAUGCUUGACUUGAUCCCUCAGUGCAGAUAUUGAUGGAGUAAUCAACCGAACUCUCUGUUGGAAGUCUUUGCCAUUUCGAGAGCUUCUCACUUGGUCUAAAAUCUAAAAAUGGUCUUAUAUAAUUUUGCAGGGAUUGAUAAAAGCUGUCAAUGAUGUGGUGCACUUUAAAAUGCUGUUUUGAUGUAUGAUCUGUUCUGUGAAAUAUUGUAUACAUUCCUUAUUAUGUCUCAUGCAAUUGUCUCUAAUUGUAUCUGCAUUGCCAAAGACUUCAUGUGUUUACUGGUGAAGAUUUCAUCGAUGGAUGGGUUUUAAAGCGACUCGAUCAACUGGAAUCCAUCCAUCAGUCACAAAGACUAAGUAUCAGAACAAAUUACAUAGAGCCAAAACAGCACGUGAGUUCUCAUAGAGUGAA